GAGAGAUGGAAUUCAGUUUAUCAAGCUAUAAAGCUUAGUGGAUGAUAACUUUAUCUACUAAGUCCAGUUUCUCAAAUUUGGCACUGGUCCCAAGAGCCUGGUGUUUUGUCCGUAUUGUACUACUGUCUGUUGAAAUGCUUGCUUCCCCCCAGUUACUACACAUGUAUUCACCCAGACACAGAUUGAAGUCUAGGUCCACUUCUUUGAAGCAUUUCAUGACUUAAUGAGAUAGCACUGACUCCUUUGUGUUAAAAUAAUAUUACAAACAGAAGUUUAAUUGUUUGGAUAGAAAGUGUAUUUAAUUGAGAACUGUAUUUGGAAAUAAAGCUUUGAACCAGAGAAAUAAUAAGAGGAGGCAAUGAUAACCAAAACCAAGUUGAAGAUUUGUAUUCAUGAAUACACCAUGAUAUUUUAGCAAACAAUAUGGUAAUAAUUCAUAUAUAGUUGUUAUUAUGACUUUAAAAACUUAACCCUUUCCAGAUGGAAAUAAAACGAUCACAGAGAGAAAUAUAAAUAUACAUUACGGUCUUGUUAUAUCACUUUUUAUGUGUGUACAUUGUUUUGAGAAUUCUUUCCCUGGGAAGAUGUAAACAAAUACCCAGCCUCUUUAUAAAGCAACAACAAUAAAUCAAAGCAAAAUUCCCCAAAUCCAACUUAAAGUACCUCUAAGUUUAUUCAGCUUACCUUCAGAGCAUGGGUGAAGGGUUCCUUACAGGAGUGUGGGAUAGCCCAAGGCAUCUGCACUACCAGAAAGUUUCACUGCAGCAUGGAUGAUGUCAUGGCUGCAUAGACAGAGUUCCCCGUUCAGCUAACCUUCCACAGUCCAUAUACCCCAAUGCCUUUUGAGAUAGAAAUUUGUAUGUAAAACAAAUUGCCAAAAGGUACUGGAGGAAACAGCACCAUUUUCACUGCAGGGAGAUCAUACUAAGCAAAUGGUGAGCUACUGGAUCAGGAACAAGUUGAAUUUUCUUAAACAUUUUAGACAGAGUAGACAAUAAAUCAUAUCCAGGAGUAAUGAGGAAAUAGCUUGAGAAAUAGCUCAGAUUCUUUUCUACAGUUGGAAAGCUAGCAUAUGUGGCAACGAUGGCCUGAAGAGGUUAUCACCCACAAGAAAAUAUAUAAUCAUGACUACAAAAUAGCAUAGUCAAUCCUUUAUCUGAAGAAAAAGCAAAGCUCACACGUGGGACAGACUUGAACAGUUAAUAGACAUCCCCUGGCUGUGUUGCUACUUAUCCUACUUAUCCAUUACAGAUUUAUCUCUGAGCAAAUAAAACUUUUCGUAAGCUCAGAAAUUUCCCCUUCAGAUAUUGGGCAAUAUUCUGUGCACUUCCUGUCAUGAGUCAGCCAUUUUUAUUGUUACAGAAGUAGUUGUUUACAUCAUUUGCUAAGAUAAAUAAAGGAAUGUGUUUCUGAUCUUCUGAAUUUCAACCAUGUUGUCAAAGUGCUUGCAACAUUUUCUAAAAGCCACAAUCUCCCAUCCAUAUCCAGCGUCAUAUUCUUGGUUAAUAAGCAAACACAGGUUUUAUGGAACUGUGCCAGCAGCCAUGUUGCGCAGACGAGUUGUCAUCACAGGCAUUGGCCUAGUGACACCACUUGGCGUUGGGACUCAACUAGUUUGGGAUCGGCUUCUCCGAGGAGAAAGUGGAAUUGUUUCUGUGGUUGGUGAUGAGUACAAGAACAUCCCUUGCAGUGUAGCUGCUUAUGUACCAAGAGGUCCACAUGAAGGUCAGUUUAAUGAACAAAACUUUGUGUCCAAAUCAGAUGCCAAGUCCAUGUCUUCUUCCACCAUCAUGGCCGUUGGGGCAGCAGAGUUGGCCCUGAAAGACUCCGGCUGGCAUCCGAAACGAGAAGCAGAUCAGGUGGCUACUGGCGUUGCCAUUGGCAUGGGCAUGGUUCCUCUUGAAGUUAUUUCUGAAACUGCUUUGCAGUUUCAGACCAAAGGUUAUAAUAAAGUCAGCCCAUUCUUUGUCCCUAAGAUUCUGAUCAAUAUGGCUGCAGGCCAGGUUAGCAUUCGCUACAAACUCAAGGGCCCCAAUCACUCAGUGUCCACAGCCUGCACCACAGGUGCACAUGCUGUGGGAGACUCCUUUAGAUUUAUAGCCCAUGGUGACGCAGAUGUGAUGGUGGCUGGGGGCACAGACUCUUGCAUUAGUCCAUUAUCUCUCGCUGGGUUUUCCAGAGCCCGGGCUCUGAGCACAAACCCAGAUCCUAAGCUAGCCUGCCGGCCAUUUCAUCCAGAGAGAGAUGGUUUUGUCAUGGGUGAGGGAGCUGCCGUGCUGGUGCUGGAAGAACAUGAGCAUGCUGUUCAGAGAGGAGCUCGGAUCUACGCAGAAGUUUUGGGUUAUGGACUCUCAGGUGAUGCCGGUCACAUAACUGCCCCCGAUCCCGAAGGAGAAGGUGCUUUAAGAUGCAUGGCUGCUGCUGUAAAAGAUGCAGGCGUAUCACCUGAGCAGAUAUCCUAUGUCAACGCACAUGCCACUUCCACACCACUGGGUGAUGCUGCUGAGAACAGAGCCAUCAAGAGGCUUUUUAGGGACCAUGCUUGUGCCCUUGCCAUAUCCUCCACAAAGGGAGCCACUGGGCAUCUUCUGGGUGCUGCAGGAGCAGUUGAGGCAACUUUUACUGCACUGGCUUGUUACCACCAGAAACUACCACCAACUUUAAACCUGGAUUGUACAGAGCCAGAAUUUGAUCUCAAUUAUGUUCCACUGGAGUCACAGGAAUGGAAAAGUGAGGGUCGGUGUAUUGGACUCACCAAUUCCUUUGGAUUUGGUGGUACUAAUGCGACUCUUUGUAUUGCUGGUAUGUAAACACUGGCUUUUAAUGGUCAUACAUUUAUAAAUAUUAUAUACUUAGAUAUGUCUUAUAUCAAUACCCAGAUGACUUUAGCACAAUUGGUAUUUGUAUAGUUCUUUGGUAGGGAACAGGGUGCCCAGUACUUGUUAUUUUAUAGCAUCUUGGUGUCUCCUUUGAGAUUUCAGUGGCAACUAUUGACAACCAGAAAUGUCUAUGGAGGGCAGAAUAAUCUGCACACAGAACCAUUGAUUUAUGUUUUUCUCAUGCACUAUUUCAUCCAUCAUGGUCCUUUUCAGAUAUUUAUUUAGAGAGCAGCUUCUCUGAGCAAGGCUGUGCUGUUCCAUGGUGUAACUAACUCUAGGGUCACCACUGUUGUACAGCAUAUAAACAGGACUUCAAUACAAGUCCUACCAUUUGUAUCAGCAGUCAGCAUCCCUUUAGGACAGCUAUCAGCCAGUGAUGACCUAUUCACCCCUGACCCAUGGAGUGUCCUUGGUGGAAUUUCCCCAAGCUCCCAAGAUUUCAUUUCUCUGACGGAGGACAUAAAACAGGAUUUCUUUUUUCUUGCCUGUUCUUGACUGACCUUCCUUCCUUCCUUCCUUCCUUCCUUUCUUCGUCAUCUUUUUUUCCCCUUCUUUGAGACAUAGUUACUUAAGUAACCCUAGCUGUAUUGGAACUCACUCUAUAGAUCCUGGCUGACCUUGAUCUCUAUAGGGAUCUGCCUGCCUUUGCCUCCUAAGUGUUGCAAUUAAAGGUGUACACCAGCAUAGCCUGGCUGGUUUGGCUUUUAAAAUUCUGGAUAUGUUUGUGCUGUGGUGAAUGGACAUAAAGAUCUUUGGAAAAAACUCUUGUUAAAUUAGGCCAGCUCCUCUCUAACUUCUAACUUUGUGACUGUGACAAUGUUCUCCAAGCUUCCUACUACUAGGGUAGCAAGUUCUUCAGAGGUGACAGCCAUCCAGGAAAGCAUUUGGUAGGCAGGGCUUUUAUCUCUUCUGAGUAAGUGUUUUCAUGUAUUUGCAGGUCCACAGUGAUAUGGAGCUUCAGUCAGGUGCCUACAUUUCCUAGGCUCAGUAAUACCUUUAAUGGCUUUCUGUCCUUGUACUGUUUAAUGCUUUUUAUUCCAAUUCCAUGACAAACUGCCUUUUGGCCUCUGCUUUCAUAGUGGCACACACACAGACACACACACACACACACAGUGCAAGAGAGAGGGAGAUAGUAAAAAAGGAGAUAAAUGGCUAUAUGCCUAUGUGCCUUUCUGCAGAAUGAGGAGCAGUCUCACAUUUUACUUAAAACUUUUUGUUCUUGUUUUAAUUUAAAAAAAUAAAAUGUGUAUGAGUGUUUUUCCUGAGGUCAGAACAGGGUUUUGGA
This is a messenger RNA of Mus caroli (Ryukyu mouse), 4164 nucleotides long. It is a transcript of the gene Oxsm, whose product is annotated as 3-oxoacyl-ACP synthase, mitochondrial. Gene Ontology annotation, cellular component: mitochondrion. The record is from RefSeq and is a predicted model, not a curated record. NCBI's taxonomy places the organism in Eukaryota, Metazoa, Chordata, Mammalia, Rodentia, Muridae. Gene Ontology annotation, biological process: fatty acid biosynthetic process. Gene Ontology annotation, molecular function: 3-oxoacyl-[acyl-carrier-protein] synthase activity.